AUGGCGAAGAACAAAGCGAAGAAGCAAAAGCUCGCGAAGAAGCCUGAGACCACAACCACCAAAAUCGACAAGCAACUCAAGAAGAAGAAGAAAAUCACCGGAAAAACCCCACCACUCCCAAAGAUCGAAACCCAAAUCGCCACCGCCAGUGACUCCGAUUCCGAUACCGAAUCGGAAAAAUUCCAAAAACUCCUCGAACCCUACACCAAAGACCAACUCAUGGAAUUCAUUGUAGACGCCGCACUCAAAGACGCCUCACUCUUCGAUCGAAUCCGCGAUACCGCCGAUAAAGACGUCUCUCAUAGAAAAAUCUUCGUCCACGGCCUUGGAUGGGACACUACUCGCGAAACUCUAACUGCGGCUUUCAAACAAUUCGGAGAAAUUGAGGAGUGCAAUGUUGUCACUGAUCGUGUAACAGGUAAAGCCAAGGGAUUUGGUUUCGUUUCAUUUAAAACCCGAAAAGCCGCGGCAAAAGCUUUGAAAAACCCUAGAAAAAAGAUUGGUAAUCGAAUUACUUCGUGUCAAUUGGCUUCGGUUGGGCCGAUGCCUCCGCCGCAGAGCCAGGACACCGCCUCCCGGAAAAUUUACGUGAGCAAUGUGAACCAUGACGUUGAUCCGGAGAGAUUGAGGGCCUUUUUUGCGAAAUUUGGGGAAAUUGAGACGGGUCCACUAGGUUUUGAUAUGCAGACUGGGAAGUCGCGGGGGUUUGCUUUGUUUGUGUAUAAGACUCAGGAAGGGGCGAAGAAGGUGUUGGAAGAGCCGUACAAGAUGUUUGAGGGGCACCAAUUGCAUUGUCAGAGGGCUGCAGAGGGGAAGAGUAAGGUGGGGGGAGCGGCGUCGGUGACAACAGCGUUGCAGCCAGUGCAGUUGCCGGCCUUGGCGGCUGCACAGAAUUUGGCAUUGUUUGGUCAGCAGCACCCAAGUUUUAAUCCGUUGUAUAGUGCAUUGCUGGCCAAUCCAAAUAUGGGGCUACUUGCAGGGGGUACAGUGAAUCCACUUUUGGUGGCAGGGGGUUUGGGUCCUGCUGGUAGUGCAGCUAUGGGGUUUGGGGCUUAUGGUGGGGUUGGGACGCAGGGUUUGGGUAGUUUAGGUGGGAGUACUUCGGUGCUUGGUGCCUAUGGAGGAGCUGGGACUAAUGCCCCAAUGCUGCAGGGUUUGCAACAUAUGUACCCAAAUGCACAAAUUGGGCAGACCUCAUCAGCUGGGGCUCGCGGGACUGGUGGUAAUUUCAAUGGCUAUCCAUCAUAUUUGUGGUAUGAUCG
This is a messenger RNA of Ilex paraguariensis (yerba mate), 1262 nucleotides long. The record is from the annotation of a GenBank genome assembly. NCBI's taxonomy places the organism in Eukaryota, Viridiplantae, Streptophyta, Magnoliopsida, Aquifoliales, Aquifoliaceae.